AUGCUUCUCGCAGCGGCCAUAACCAUUUUAUUAUUCAGCACAACAGCAACAACAACAACAGCGAGUAAUCUUCCAUUCAAGAAUAUUCAGGGACCUCCCAGUGAAUUUUCUCUUCAUCAGUAUCCAGAACCAAGUGUCGGAGCCAUGCAAAGUGAUUAUCAUUUGAUGGCUCAUAAAUUUACAAAGAGUUUGGAAGCAACAGCCGAAGGUGAUUUGUAUGAAUUUAACGGAAAAGUUGCUGUGGACUCAUCCGCUGAAGUCGAUAUUUCAGUAUUGGCUUUGCAAGUCUCAGACAUGGAUAUUACAAUUUAUGAUCAAUACGGAAAUGACAUUACCAGCAAGGCUUUGGAUGUUGUGGUUGAGCGUUCUUUUGGAGCUUUUUCUAACAAUGAGCGAAAUUUACUUCCUUCCAAGACUUUUAGAUUUGAUGCCAAUGCUAUUACUGCCAUUCGCAAACAACAAAGCUUGAUGCUCACACAAGACGUGAUUGUUGAUGAAUGGACUGUAUCCGUGAAAUUCCAAGAGACCUCUACCAGAAAAUUGAACAACAUCAACAAGUUAACUGGAGAGCCAGUUUCAGCUCACUUGCAUAUUUUGACUUAUAAUCAAUCUCCAUUGCGUGCCUAUUCUCAAUUACAAUCCUAUGAUAAUCAACAUGUUGGUGAUAGUGUUGUCGUUGAGGCAUUCAUGUUUGAUCAUGACAAGACACCACUCGAUAGUGUGGCAGCAAAACCAUCUCCACUCAAGUUCAACAUUAAUAAGGGAGAGGAAAUCCGCUCGGCUAAAUUGCAAGCCAUCUCACCCAGUGGUCAGUUUAUCACUAUUGACAUGAGUGAUCAUGGUGAUCUUGAUGCAGCUGGUGAUAAGGUUGCAUCAGAUGGUAUUUAUAGUGCCAAGCUCUCAGUACAAGAACCUGGUGAUUACACUGUGAGUGUUGUUGUUCAAGGUGUCAUUACCAGUACAAGUUUGACCAACAAGGUAAAUCUGAUGGCUGAUGUGAUUGAGUUUGAGAGAACCACUCAUCAUGUCGUUUCCAUUGUCAAGAAGUCCUUGGAGCUUACUCAAGGAGCCUCAUUGACUUUCCCAAUCAGUAGCGAAAUUACUGAUACUGAAAUGAUGACUGUUAAACUUAUUGCCAAGCCACUCGAUGCCGAAGCUGAUGGUAAGCAAUUUAAGGCCUAUGCUGAAGUGUAUGCAUCCUCCUCUUCAUCUUCAUUGGAACCUGUUGCUUUCAUUUCGGGUAUGACCAUUGCUGAGAAGUGUGAUGGUAGCGAUUGUCCUCAGGGCAUGAUUGCUCUUCCAUUGCAAAUGAGUGUGAAAUGGAUUGCCAAAGCUCAACAAAAGUCAAACAACAACCUUCAAAUGCCUUUCAUUUUGAAGAAUGUGAAUGUUCAAGAUGUGGCCUCUUCCAACAUUAUCAGUAAGAUUGAACAAACCAUUCCUGAAUUGACCUUCUCUCAUAUUUCACAUGGUAGUGAUAGGGUCUACAAUGUCAAAGUGGACGCUGUGAAUAACCUUUUAUCUAUUCAUCCAAUCAUUAAGGCCUUCGAUGGUGUCAUUACUGAAACCAUGUUGUUUGGUCCAAGACCAGUCGAAUUGGCAAAGGUAAAUGCCAAAUCAUCCACUCACAAGGUCAUUCUAAUUCACGGAUAUUGCAGUGGCAACAAUCCAUUCCCAACCUCAGAUUUCAACAAUGCAGUCGUCUUUGAAGAUUUGCAUGCGAAUAGAAACAAUGACAAGUUCGCCAAGAUGAUUGCAGAAGUUGGUAGUGAAUUUGAUUCAUUCUCAAUGAUUGGACACAGUCAAGGUGGUAUGGCAUCGCUUCAUUUAGUUGCGUUUUAUUGGUCCAAGGCCGACGUUGAAAAUAGUAAGGAAAGAAGAGUUAUCCAGUCAGUUGGUACUCCCUAUAGAGGAUCUGGUUUAGCUGGAUGUGUAGCUGGAAUUGGCAACGUUGUUGGUAUUGGAUGCGGAUCUCAAAGCGAUUUGACCUAUGACGGAGCUUCAAAAUGGUUAAGCUCAAUUCCACUUGCAGCUCGUCAAAAGGUUUGGUACUCGUACACUGUUUACAAGCCAUACUCUUGGUGUUCAUUGCCAGCAAAUGCUGUUCUUAAAUGGCCAAAUGAUGGUACCUGUGAAAAAGCUCGUGCCACUGUUGAAGGAGCUAAUCUUCAAGAUACAAAGACAGCCUGGUGUCACACCGCUGACAUGAAAUACAAGUGUCAAUGUUUGGAUACCGAGAGAAACGCUCUCAUGAACAAAUUUGCUCAAUAA
Molecule: messenger RNA, 2271 nt
Organism: Naegleria lovaniensis
Lineage: Eukaryota; Heterolobosea; Eutetramitea; Acrasida; Naegleriidae
Exons: 6
Coding region: 1-2271 (756 amino acids)
Source: RefSeq, a predicted model, not a curated record